AUGCCAACGCUGGAAGUCCCGACUCUGCAGGAGCUGAAUGUGGAUGAAAUAAAUGUUUCAUCUUCAGUGCUGAAAGCUGCUGCUCAUCAUUAUGGAUCUCAGUGUGACAAACCUAACAAGGAGUUUAUGCUCUGCCGCUGGGAAGAGAAGGACCCCAGAAAGUGUCUGGAAGAAGGGAGAAAAGUCAACGAGUGUGCCUUAAACUUCUUCAGGCAAAUUAAAGGGAACUGCGCUGAGUCCUUCACAGAGUACUGGACUUGUCUGGACUACACAAACUUGAAUGAGCUCCGUUAUUGUCGUAAACAACAAGAGACAUUUGACAACUGUGUCCUCGAUAAACUGGGUUGGAAGAGACCUGAACUGGGAGACCUGUCUAAGGUAACCAAAGUGGCAACUGUUCGACCUAUCCCUGAUAAUCCGUACAGUUCAAGACCUCGUCCUGAGCCCAACCCUGUCAUCGAGGGCAAACUUGAGCCUUCCAAAUAUGGAAGCAGGUUAUUCUUCUGGACCUGGUGA
Knipowitschia caucasica is the source of this 516-nucleotide messenger RNA. The record is from the annotation of a GenBank genome assembly. NCBI's taxonomy places the organism in Eukaryota, Metazoa, Chordata, Actinopteri, Gobiiformes, Gobiidae.